AUGAAGAACGAGAACGACCCCGCAUUGCCUACCCUGCAAGCCCAGACCGAGGCGGGGGCACCGAUAGCACUGCCAUGGAGUCGGGAAGAAAGGUCACUAUUGGCAGGGUUCGACUCGUCCAAGAUGGGAGACUUCUCAGAUGGUCCUUGGAAAGCGACGGCAUCUCCGUUUAGCGCCCAGUCAAUUGUCAGAGCCACAAUAGUUCCUGACGCUAGUGGCGGCGUCGGAGUUUACCGUGAAGGUUUCUCCACUCGUUCUGCAUCUUCUAACGAGCACCUGAGCGCCUCGCUUGGUGUCACUGUCGGGUAUUCUUUCCUGAAUGCCAAUGUAACCGGUGAAUAUGACAAGAACGUGAACGAGACAAAAAACGCCUUUCAAUCCUCACGGAACGCGUCGUUCCGCAUGGGCCGCGUGGUUCUAGACCGCCCCCCGGAUUUUUCACUCGAAGCCUCCACACUCCUCGCGCAGCCUGAUGGAGACUCCCGCUUCUGCGAACGAUAUGGAGACUACUAUAUUUAUGGGUAUGAACUUGGCGCCGAUGCAGGCGCCUGCAUUUCUGCAGAAAGCUCGGAAUAUUCGUCUGAAGAGACCCUUAAAAUCACCGUCACUGUGAAGGUAUUGUUUUGGUCCGCCAGUGUCUCUCACACAGAAACAUUUAAAGAACACAAAUCGUCGGCAAGUUUCGCCUUCUCGGGAUUCAAUACUCUCGACGGCGAGGUCAAAAAGUAUCCGGGGGUCUCGCCGGAUGGUUCAACGUCAGUGGAGGGCCUGGUUAAGAUGCAGAAAGAGGCGAGCGAACAUCUGGCCCGCGUCGCUAGGCUUGAUCAUGAGAUCCAGAAACGCAUGGCCAGUCUCGGGCUGACCGAGGACGCCAAACUACCCCUGAGCUCGUGUGGAGAAGUUUGUCGCUCGGGCUUGGUCGUGCAGCUUCUGCUAGCUCCGUUCGCGAACCUAUUCGAAUACCAGGCAAUUUGUGCGAAGCGGCAUCCCCUUGCUAUUGGAGCCACUGAUGCCAUGGCUGCGCCACUAGCCCCGCUCUCUAACAAAAUCCGACGCUGCUGA
Molecule: messenger RNA, 1062 nt
Organism: Penicillium angulare
Lineage: Eukaryota; Fungi; Ascomycota; Eurotiomycetes; Eurotiales; Aspergillaceae
Exons: 2
Coding region: 1-1062 (353 amino acids)
Source: RefSeq, a predicted model, not a curated record